AUGAUGGAAAAGAAGGCAGACGUUGCGGAGUCACAGGGAGAUGAUGUGAUUGUGGAGGGCGAGUCGCUAACGUUUACUGAGGAAGAAGAGAGGAGAAUAGUGAGGAAGAUUGAUUGUGUCGUGCUGCCUCUACUAUGUUUUGUCUUCCUCGCACAAUAUCUCGACAAACAAACCAUCUCGUACGCUUCUGUAUUUGGUUUAAUCACAGACCUCAACCUCACCGGCUCGCAAUACUCAUGGUGCACCUCCAUCUUCUACGUCGGCCAACUCGUAGCCGAGUAUCCGUUCAUCUACCUGAUGUCGCGACUGCCCCUGGUCAAAUUCGUCGGCGCCACCAUCAUCGUCUGGGGCGGCAUCUGCAUGUGCCUAGCCGCAGCGCAGGACUACCCCAGCUUCGCUGCAGUGCGCUUCCUGCUCGGCUUCGCGGAAGGCGCCGUGUCGCCUGCCUUUGUGACGCUGUCGUCCAUCUGGUACCGCAAGCGCGAGCACGCCACCCGCAUCGGGUGCUGGAUCACCAUGAAUGGCCUGGCCCAGGUGCUCGGCUGCUUCCUCAUGUACGGCAUUGGCAGGAAUGGCGCACUGAACUUGGCGCCUUGGCGCGUGCUGUUCCUUGUGUGCGGCGCGUUCACGACGUUCCUUGGCGUCUGCUUCUACGUGCUCAUGCCGAGCGGGCCUGACAAGGCCUGGUUCUUGACGGAGCGCGAAAGGGAGUGCUUGAAGGCGCGGUUGGCCCUCGAUCACGAGGGUGGUGAUCAGACGAGCUUUUCGGUCGAGCAGCUGAAAGAGGCGCUCACAGACCCGAGAGCCUGGUUCUCCUUUGCGUUUGGCGUGCUUGUAUGCAUGCAGAGUCCGGUGCUGACGUUCGCCUCCCUCGUCAUCAAAUCCAUCGGCUACACCAAAUUCGAAACAAUGCUCUACACCGCGCCUUCCGGCGCCGUCCAAAUCCUCAUGAUCUGGCUCGGCAUCCUGGGCUGCCGCCUGCUCCCGACGCAUCGCUGCAUCGUCAUCCUAGCCCUCAUCAUACCGCCCUUCGUCGGCAACAUCCUGCUGCUCAAACUCUCCAUCGCCGACGGCUGGGGCCUGAUCGUCGCGAGCUGGCUGGCGUCGUGCAUCAGCGCCAUCAUGUCCGUGCUGCUGUCGCUCAGCGCCAGCAACGUCAAGGGCAACACCAAGCGCGCCGUCGUCAACUCGCUGUUUUUCAUCGGUUAUUGCGCUGCAUUGAUUGGCGCCCCGCAGCUGUGGACGGUCGGGCCGCGGUACUUUGAGGGCGUGGUGACGGGGAUUGUCACGUGGUGUUUGCUGGUGGUGGCUGUGUGCGCGUAUUGGUGGCUGUGUUGGGCGGAGAAUAGGCGGAGGGAUAGGCUGGGGUUGGAGGCGAUGGGGGUGCCGGGGGGCCAGGAUGUGACGGAUAAGAAAGAUUUGGGCUUCCGAGGGCUGUGCAAGAGCGAGCUCAUAUAUGAUUUCAAGGCUUACCGCGCUCUCUCUUUGGCUGUGAACAUCAUUCAGGUCGUUGUCUGGGGUCGCCAAGUCAUUGACGUACUCAAGGGUGGUGAAAUCUACCAGACCCAGAGAGAUGCGGCUACGAACUUCCAGAAUGCCACUGGCUCGCUUCAAAAGCAGCUGUCGCUGCAGUCCCAACCAAUCACCGCUGAAGAUCAGUCUCUUCUCCAAAUCGCACAAACAUGCAAGACCGCAGCAGACAACCUCUUGAAAGAAUUGGGGCCCACGAAAGAUACUAACAGGUUGAAGCUGGCGAUGAGGGCUCCUUUCAAGGGACCUGGCAUCAAGAAACUGGAUGAGGAACUCGCGUUCUGCCAAAGAGUUCUCGAGACCCAGUUGCUGGUUGGAAUGAGGUAA
Messenger RNA from Lasiodiplodia theobromae, 1857 nucleotides. Its product is annotated as Pantothenate transporter. The coding region runs from base 1 to 1857 and encodes 618 amino acids. Gene Ontology annotation, biological process: dipeptide transport; tripeptide transport; allantoate transport. NCBI's taxonomy places the organism in Eukaryota, Fungi, Ascomycota, Dothideomycetes, Botryosphaeriales, Botryosphaeriaceae. Gene Ontology annotation, molecular function: allantoate transmembrane transporter activity; dipeptide transmembrane transporter activity. Gene Ontology annotation, cellular component: plasma membrane. The record is from RefSeq and is a predicted model, not a curated record. The transcript has 5 exons.